AUGUACGGGUGUUUUGAUCUAAUCGGAUUGCUUUACCAGGUAGGGUUAAACAAUUCUGUCGACGAUCCUCAGGCAGAGGUGAAGAUGCGGGUCGAGAGAGAUGAUGCGAGGAUGGAAGAGAAGAUUAGGACGGUCAACAUGGAGACUAAGUCAUGGGACGAUAUAUUAAUUCACGAGAAGGAGGAGAACAAACGCUUGUACCAACAGAAGAAAGAUCUUGCAGAAAGGGAAAAGAACCUCGCAGCUCGGAUUGCUCUGCUGAGCGAACAGAAGAAGUCACUGGAUGAUGGCAAAUCUGUGGACGCCGUCAGCAGAGACAGCAAAGUCAUCGCUCUGCAGGACAAACUCGCUGCCCUCACUCAACAACAGAAAGAGUUGGAGCUGAAGCUCAGCGCUGCGCAGAGGAAGUCUCUUCCUGCAACCCCUGAGGGUAAGAAACGACCUGCUUCAGCUGGUGCGCACAAGCAGGCCGCGCCAGCGCAAGCCAUGGCGCAAGGAGAUCCACAUGAUGCGAGGUUUGUGAUCAAUGACCUGAAGCAAAAGAUCUUGCAGACGAACAUCCAGAUCAAGAAUUUGGAGGAGGAGAAAGCCAUGGCAGACCUUGAUUCGACACUCAACCUGUAUUCCAACAAUGCGUUGUCCAACGAGAAUGACCUCAAGGAAUUCGAGAGGUUGAAAGAAGAGCUCAAGAACAGAGAGGCAAAGUACAUCCUGGCAAAGAGCAGGUUCGACUCGCUGGACCAAGAGUACAAAGAGUACUUGGAGAAGCAUAAGGAGUUGAUGAACCAGGCCGACGACGUCCAGAAGCAGAUCAUGGACCAGCAGAAGCAGCAACGCGCAGUCGAGGCUCAAAUCAAGCAGCUGAAACUUCGUCGAGACCACGAGACGGACCUGAAGAGCAUACUGGAGGACAUGAAGGAAGAGCUGUCCCUUCUCAAGGAGGAGAAUCAGAAGCUGAAGGAAGACAGCAUGAGUGGUGAGUCAAUCAUCGCGCAGUCGGAAGUUCAAUCCAAGGAGGUGGUGAAGCUGCAAGAAGAGAACGAGACCCUGCUGCAGAGCAUCAAGGACAAUCAAACACGGGCGGAAGAGCUGAAGACGCAGCUGGCCGAUGCCAAGGAGAUUCAGUCAAAGCUUGCUAAAGAAGUGAAGGCGCGAGAGAAGGAGAUGAUGGAGAUGAUGAAGACGCACGAGUCCUUGACCAACUCCCUGCGAGAAUUCAUGCAAUCAGCAGAGGAGGGGAAGGAUGCGGCAGACCUGCUCCAUAACAGUUCGAUCAUUCCCGGUAGCUCAGAGAAGCCCACCAAGGCGCAGGAGGAAGAGGGAGCGUUGAGGGCUCUUGAGCAAGUGAUGGAGCAUGUAGAGGCCAAGGGGAUGCGCCCGUCAACGCUCUUUACGGGAUGGGAUGACAAUUCCGAUGGUUUCGUAUCCCAGGAGAUUUUUGUGGAAGGGAUGAUGGCGUUGCGAGCUGGUCUACAGAGAGAGGAAGUUCGACGACUGUUCAAGAAGUAUCUGAGCAAUGCAGAGAGGUCAGAGUUGUCGGAAGACGAAUUCCACAAGAUGAUGCAAGACGGUGAAGAGGCGCUUGCAAGGAAGAAAGAAGCAGCCGCGGGUGGUGGAGAGGACGUGAACAGGCUGAAAGCAGAAAUCAGGAAAUUGAGGGCUGUCAAUGGCCAACUUCUUCAAGAGAAGGAUGAGAUGUUUCAGAAGCUGAAGGAAGCCGACAGAAUGAGGAAGUCCACGGUCAAGAGCGGAGAGCUGGAGAGCGCUGAGAGGCUUCGAGACCUGCAAACUCGUCAAGCGGCGGAGAUCAGGAAACUCGAAGAAGAGCUGUCGCUGGCCAGGUACAACGAGAAAGAUCUCGAGCGACUUGUCGAGGCUCGCAACCUUUCGGAGUCUCACGACAAGACCUCUGCCUCUUUGUCCAGCAAGAAGACCAACUGUUUGAUCCUCAACUUGUCCUCGUUCAAGCUGGAGGAAUGGAAGGACGAGGAGCCCACAACCUUCUUCUCCAUCGACUUCUUCGCGCAUGAGACGCAAGUGACCAACCCCGUUACCGGCCUUGAAGUGAGCUUGGGAUGGAGCCGUGAGUUCGAGCUGGAGGUCGACGACGUCUUCCUUGAGUACGUGGAGAGAGAGUCGAUCAUCCUCGACCUCAUGAGGAGGACGAGUGGUGAAGUUCCCUUCUCCCGCAUGGCGUCGGCUGAUGUUCGCCUCGCCCCGCUCAUGGAGGAUGCUGGCAUCCUGAACCAACGUCUUGAACUCUUCGGCAUUGACGGAAAGAAACUUGGCUACGUCGUUGUGAACAUCCGCAUGAAGGACUCCAUCGCUCCCCUCGUGGCCUCCUAUCGUAGAAUCAAAGACAGGACCUCAGAAGCCGCGAGCAUGGAAGCUGCCGCCUUCUUCCGCCACAUCUCUGUUCCUCUGGACCAAAUCGUCCUCAACGUCAUCGUCGUGCGCUGCCAAGGGCUGCGGUCCUCUCGCUACGGCGUUCUGCCAUGGCCGUACGUACAGUACGAGCUUCCAGGGUCAGGGGAGGACCCGCACACGACCAAGACGGUGGAGAAGGAAGGAAACCCCGUCUACGAGGACAGGAGGAGCUGGAGGUUGAAGAGCCCUGCGACUGCGUUCGCACUGCGAGACCUCGAGCUGGAGGUCUUCGUGUUUGAUGACAAUGAGACAGACGACCUGCAGGCGUUCGUCGGGCUAGCGAAAGUCAGUCUGGCCCAGCUCUUCCAACAGGACAGCCCCAAGAUCGAUGGAGAUUUUCGGCUGCAAGACAGCAGAGGAGCGGAGAAUGGCACGAUUUCCUUGCAGAUCUCCUGGUCCAGAAGCGAGACCUCCUCCCCUGCCCCUUUUCCCGUUGAGGGCUCCGAGAAGAAGGCAGCUCCGAAAGAAGCGUCCCCGCAGGAUAGCAUGAAAAAGUUCUUCGAUCUGAUAUCAAGAAGAGGACAGGAUCACCUCAAGUCUUUCGAUGAGAUCGAUGCGAAGAAGGACGGCAUAAUAGACGAAGACGAGUUCAUGGCGGAGAUGGAGAAGCAUUCCUCCUCGAUCUCAAAGUCGGAGGCAAAGAGUCUCUUCCAACACAUGCGCGAGAGACGAGGAGCGAUCGAUGUGGCAAGCUGGCACUUGAAUAGCCUUCCUACCCUCAAGACUGCGAUUAUCACAGCUAAUCCCCCUGAGAUAGAAGGAAACAUUGUCUUCCUCCUCAAGAAUUUAUCGUUCAACACAGACUUGCUUUCAGUUUGCGACCUCUUGAAGUUUGAGGUUGAGGUUUCGAGACUUGAAGACAGAAAGCAGACAAGUCGGGUCUACGAGACACCCUCACGUGACAAGUCGCUCUCGACGUUCGAGAAGUUUGCGAUCAGAGUCGGCCAGGAGCAGGAUGUUGUGACGAGGCUGGAGCCGAUCUUCUCUCAGAGUUCAACGUCGGAAGUUCACCUCACCCUCGCGGUGAAAGGGGUGACUUUCGAUCGUGUGCUACAAGAGAAGCAAGUGCUGGCAACCUGCAGGCUCGACCUCAAGAAGCUUUGGAGGGAAGGGAAGGACCGAGAAGAGCUCGCGAGCCCUAUCAUGGAUGCAAGGCAGCAUGAGGUUGGGACUGUAAGGGGCUCGCUCUAUCUGAUGCAGCCCCUGUCCAAGAUCGAGAAGCUGGUCACAAAGGCAGCAGAGGCCGAGCAAAAGGCUGCGAAACAGAGCGUGUCCUCCUCCUUCUCCAAGCUGAAGCCAGGCACCGGCCAUAUCCAGCUCCAGCUCCAGCAGAUCAGUCUGCAGGAUCCCUCUGACCCAGCGAUCAAGGAGGCAGGGGCGAACUUGUGCGUCUCUGCCAACUUCUUCGACCUGCAGACAGCAGAGGAGGAAUGGAAACAGCGAUCCUCCUCCUUCGACCUGCCGCAGUCUCUCCAUCUGAACCACAUGAUCGAAUUUCCCAUCGACGCAGAGCACAACGAGAGUCACCUGAACUACUUCGUGCGCUGCUUGAAAGCAGAUGAGGACAGAGACAGGGGAGCGAUCAAGGUCCUGCUGCUCAACAGCCCCAAGGACGGUGGAGAGGAAGGAGGCGAAGCUGCCAAGGUGCUGGCUGUCUCUCAGCUCUCCAUCUUCGACCUCCUUCACCUUCGGCCGGAGGACAACCAGGAGUUGAAGUGCAGCGCAAGGCUGCUGGAGCCAAAGACGUCCAGAGUCAUGGGAGAGGUGGUGGCGACCUUGAAGUUGCAGAACCUGAACAUAUUCAACUUCACGAGUUGCACUUUCAGCCCCCAUGACCUGGAGAGGCACGUGGGCAUCUUGCUGAAGAGUGUUGCUCUUCGCCCCAGCGCGCAUGUCAGGGACGUGGAGAGAGUGAGUCUGGUCGUCGAUCUUGAAGGUUGCGCGAGUUACAGGUCAAAGGCUGUGUUUGUCAAGGAGACGUCAGUUGACCAGAAACUGCGAGAGAGAUUGUCUCUGAAUGAGAAGAUCCUGGUUGACGUGGACAAGUAUCCUCUGAUCAGCUCGAAGCUCGCCGCAGGGAGGAGGAUGGAAGUCAACAUCACGUUGAUCAGCGCCAGCGAUUCAUCCGUCGUUGCCGAACUCCACGAGACCUCACUGAGUCUGGAGCAAGACCUGCGUGACCGCGAGUUCGAGCUGAAGGACAAGGCCGGGCAAGUAGCUGCUAUUUGCAAGAUCGACUGGUUGGCCGACAAGGCUGUGCCGGCUGCGGGCAAGGUUGAGGUCCCGACGAGCAAGCUCGGUUUCACCUUGAAAUCUCUGUCGUUGGAGAGCGGCGACCAGUCCAAGAGCGAGGAGGUGGAAGACGUUGUGGUUGAGCUGAAGGUGGUGGGAGAGAGAGUAGGGGAUUACAAGAAGGCUCCUUUGAAAGAGCUUGCAGAUUCGGAUGAGACCUUGAAUGUUGACCUCUCAGACCUGGCAGACACCAGCAGCCAGAAGAGCUGGAGGGAUUUGAUCUCAAGCAAGAAUUCCCAACAGGGCAACCCGAUGACUCUAGAGCUGAUCGUUUCAUCGUCCAAAGGAGAACAGGCUGAAGAGAUGUGCAGAGGAAGGAUGGAAUUUGGAGAUUGGAUAGCUGGGGAUGUUGAGGACCGAGAGGUCAAGGUAGACCUCAAGGGCAAGGACGAUCAAGGGAUGGGACAAGCAAGAGUGUCGGUGCAGUGCCAGCGUGCGCUGAGGACAGUCGGGAUGAGGAGCCAAGAGCGAAAGGUGGAGGCAGCAACCGAGGCUUCACAGUACGUCUCAUGGACUAGGAAAGGUCUCCGUCACGUCCUGUCAGAAGGAGACAAGAGCUCGAACCUGUCCAUGGCCUUCAAGGACGGCAUGCUGUCCAACAAGUUCGCGAGCAACAAGGGCCCCGUCUUCCUGUCCGUCGACCUCUUCCAAGACGAUCAGCUCUACAGCAAGGGGAACGACGAGCUCGCCAUGCAGGGGACGGAUGCUUACUUACUCCAGGAUCGCAUGACGUUCGGGGACAGCUUCCUCUUUCCCACGGGCGAGAAGUUCGUGAAGAACCGAGAGAGGAUGUUGAAGAGGAAGGAGAGCGAGGAGUUGUCAAUUGAAUGUCUAAUGUAUCAAGAACCCUGGAAGGCAGGAACGACGUGCUGUGCUCGAGGUUCAGUUACGCAGAAACGAUGGAAGGAGAGCGAGGGAAAGAAGAUUCAGGUGGAGCUCAUGGAUGGGAACGAGGUGGUUGCUGUUGCGAGUGUGGAGGUUUAUUACAAGACAUGUAAUCUUGUGUGA
Guillardia theta CCMP2712 is the source of this 5727-nucleotide messenger RNA. RefSeq lists its product as hypothetical. The record is from RefSeq and is a predicted model, not a curated record. Gene Ontology annotation, molecular function: calcium ion binding. Lineage: Eukaryota; Cryptophyceae; Pyrenomonadales; Geminigeraceae. The transcript has 31 exons. Gene Ontology annotation, biological process: non-motile cilium assembly. Bases 1 to 5727 code for a protein of 1908 amino acids. Gene Ontology annotation, cellular component: ciliary transition zone.